GGACCUGCACGCCUUCUACUACUCGUGGUACGGGAGUCCGCGGCGCGAGGGCCACUACAUUCACUGGGACCACGUCAUGGUGCCGCACUGGGACCCCAAGAUCUCGGCCAGCUACCCGCGCGGCCGCCACAGCCCCCCGGACGACUUAGGCUCCAGCUUCUACCCGGAGCUGGGGCCCUACAGCUCCCGGGACCCCGAUGUGCUGCGGGAGCACAUGACCCAGCUCAAGGAAGCCGCCAUCGGUGUCCUGGUCCUGUCCUGGUACCCACCUGGCAUGGCUGACGAUAACGGGGAGCCCUCAGAUGACCUGGUACCCGCCAUCCUGGACACCGCCCAUCAGUACGACAUCCAGGUGGCCUUCCACAUCCAACCCUACAAGGACCGGGAUGACAUCACUGUACAUGACAACAUCAAGUACAUCAUUGACACGUAUGGCUCCCAUGGUGCAUUUUACCGCUACAAGAACAGUAUGGGCAAGAGCCUCCCACUCUUUUAUAUCUACGACUCAUAUCUGACAUCCCCUGAGGCCUGGGCCCACCUCCUGACACCAAAUGGGCCCCACUCGAUUCGCAACACCCUCUACGAUGGGGUCUUCAUAGCGCUGCUGGUGGAGGAGGGCCACACCCAUGACAUCCUGGCAGCUGGAUUUGACGGCAUGUACACCUACUUUGCCUCCAAUGGUUUCUCCUUUGGCUCCUCCCAUCAGAACUGGAAGGCUGUGAAGAACUUUUGUGACGCCAACAACCUCAUGUUCAUUCCCAGUGUGGGGCCUGGCUACAUAGACACCAGCAUCCGGCCCUGGAACAACCACAACACACGGAACAGGGUCAACGGCAAGUACUAUGAGACAGCCCUGCAGGCGGCCCUGACAGUGAGGCCUGAGAUCGUCUCCAUCACCUCCUUCAAUGAGUGGCAUGAGGGCACUCAGAUCGAGAAGGCCAUUCCCAAGAAGACACCAACUCGCCUGUAUUUGGACUACCUGCCUCAUCAGCCCAGCCUGUACCUGGAGCUGACCCGCCGCUGGGCAGAGCACUUCAUCAAAGAAAAGGAGCAGUGGCUGAUGUGAGGGACCUCCAGUGGGUCACGAGGUGCCGAUGUACCAGCCACACUGGAAGGUGUCACCUUGUGGGGCUUAACUGAGACUGUGGGCACCCACUCAUUCCCAAGUCAGUAGCAGAGUGCUUCUGGCCCCACAUAGAACAGAGCAUGCUCCUCAGGCAGGUGGUGCUGGGUGCUCUGCAGUGAUGGGAAGUAGGCAGUGUCCCCAAGGGAGCAGAUGAGGCUGGCAGAUGACUGGACUUAGCCCAGAGCAGCUCUGUGUCCUUAGAACACUUUCAUAUAAUCUUGUAGCUCUAAGCCCUGUGGCAGUUCAGUGUUGUGUGGUGGGAAGGGCGUCGGGAUCUGGGCCCACAUCUACCCUGGUCCCUCCCACCAGCCUGGGUCCUCUCUUUAGGCCUGCUUCCCAUACCAUGUCUUCUCUAAGUUAGGGGACCACGUUAGAAACUUUGGAAAAGGGAAUUUCUAGGUUUAAGCUCCUCCCAGUAGAUUCCUGAACCCAGUUAUCAGGAAGUAAUCCCAAGCAUUCACAUGUUCAUUCAGCCCUCACUAAUUGAGCACCUUACUUGUGUGCUAGGUGCUGGGGAAAACUUGACCAAGGAGCGGUUCCUGUCCUCCUGAAGCUUCCAGGAUCCAGCUUUCCUUAUUUGGUGUGGCCUUGUAACUAGUGCCUGGGCACAGUUGUGGUUUGUUUUUGUUUUCUUUGCCGGUCCAGUCAGUGCUGGGAGUUCAGUUCUUUUUCCUCUAAAAAAUACCCCUCUGUUCCAGAGCCCACUUUUCCCCAGACGAACAUUUAGCUCCAGGGAGAAGACUAGGACACCCACCUCCCUUUAGCUGCCUGAACAGAACGAGGCCCACUCACUCAAGCCGUUUUCAGUGCUACUGUGAUUUGUAUUAUUAAAUAUGAAGUGGUAUUCUCCAGCAA
This is a messenger RNA of Carlito syrichta (Philippine tarsier), 1981 nucleotides long. It is a transcript of the gene MANEAL, whose product is annotated as mannosidase endo-alpha like. The transcript is spliced from 4 exons. NCBI's taxonomy places the organism in Eukaryota, Metazoa, Chordata, Mammalia, Primates, Tarsiidae. Gene Ontology annotation, cellular component: Golgi apparatus. The record is from RefSeq and is a predicted model, not a curated record. Bases 77 to 1066 code for a protein of 329 amino acids. Gene Ontology annotation, molecular function: alpha-mannosidase activity.